Drosophila biarmipes is the source of this 499-nucleotide messenger RNA. RefSeq names its product protein kish (gene ksh). The record is from RefSeq and is a predicted model, not a curated record. Lineage: Eukaryota; Metazoa; Arthropoda; Insecta; Diptera; Drosophilidae. Gene Ontology annotation, biological process: protein secretion; intracellular transport. The coding region runs from base 22 to 399 and encodes 125 amino acids. The transcript is spliced from 4 exons.
GGGACUAUUCCUGAAUUUCUAAUGCUGGUUUUCCAAAGGCUUAUGAAAAACCUAUCGAACCAGUUUUCAGUGCCCAAAUGGAUUUUGGAACCAGUUCGCUUUUGCAGAGCAGCUGGCACGUCACUGGUUUGGUUCACUGUUUGUUGUCAUUGCGAAGCACGGAUUCCGAUUCGAAAAAUCAUGAGUGCCCUGUUCAACUUUCAAAGCCUGCUCUCGGUCAUCCUGCUGCUGAUCUGCACCUGUGCUUAUCUCCGCUCCCUGUUUCCCAGCAUCAUAGACCGCAACAAGACCGGAUUCCUGGGAACCUUCUGGAAGCUGGCGAGGAUCGGAGAGCGCAAGUCCCCUUGGGUGGGCGCCGCCUGCCUGAUCAUGGCCUUCACGGUCCUCUUUUGGAGCUGAGUGGCUCAUCCAAGAAUACCACAACCUGCAUAACAUCGUAGAUAUUCCAAACUUUUAAGGACUGUAAAUACACGCUGCGCUUCGCAGCACUGGUUACACA